GCCUUCCGGGACUUGUUUGGCUGAAAGUGUGUCAUCUUGAUUUGAGCAGCCAUGUCGUCGCCUUUCGUUGAUUAUGAAAAUUUGGAAGACGUUCAAGAAGUUGUGAGUGGAAUCGGAUACCACAUCCACCGUGCCAACUUCAUCCUCAGUCUAAUCUCAGUAUUAGUUAACCUGGCGCACAUCACAAUUCUAUGCCGAAAAUCAAUGAGGACAUCUGCGACAAACGUUAUUCUGAUCGGUUUAUCCAUUAGUGAUAUGUGUAUUGUAAUGACUACUGUAUACAAACAUCUAUUCAUGAUCGACUUUGAAAAUUCGGAUUGCAUGACUUCAAGCUUGAGGUGGAAGAUCUACGUAGACAUGACAGUAUGGUCUAUUCAGAUUCAUUUUCGAAGAUGCGUUAGUUGGCUAGGUGUGCUAAUGGCAACUGUCAGAUUUGUUAUCGUGAAAAAAAUGACUACAAGCAGAUUUGGUAACUGGUCAAAGCCAAAAGUUGGCUGGUACAUGAUUCUUGUGGUAUCUUGCAUCAGUGCACUUCAAACUGCUUUCUAUCAAUCUAGAUGGAUGGUUGUGGAAAAUCGAAGUAUUCCACUGCCAGUGAAUUGUGCUCUAUACCAGAAAAUCAGUCGACGUGUUCAAUUUUCCGUAAUGUUGAACGACUUUUUCAAUUCUGAUGAUCAAUUUGUUUUGAGAUCCUAUUUAACGGUUGAUGCAGUUGUUACCAAGUUCAUACCUUGCGUCGCCUUCUCGAUUCUUACCGUUUUACUCCUCCACGCUCUCCAAAAACUAAAAAAGUCCGGAGAGAGCAUUGGCAGGAAAACUGGGUCUACAAAUGAAGAUAAGAAGGAUUUGAGUACAAAACUCAUAAUUUUCAUGACAAUCAGUUUCCUUAUAAUUGAGGCGCCGCUUGGAGUAAUAUAUCUCGUUAAAGCGUGCUAUGAUCGAAAUGAUGCGAUUUCAAUUUUGUCAUCAGAUUUUGUCGUGUACUUUUCGAUGUUGGUAACAGUCAAUUCAAUUAUUCACCCAAUCUUCUGCAUUUUAAUGUCAAGCCAGUAUCGGGACACAAUUAGGAAAAUGCUGGGAGUCACUAAAAAGACAAAAAUUGCAUCGCAGAAAAACAAGACCAGUGGGGUUUCGAUACAAGGAAUUCAGAUGACUUAGUGAUAAUUU
Caenorhabditis elegans is the source of this 1167-nucleotide messenger RNA. It is a transcript of the gene srw-103, whose product is annotated as G-protein coupled receptors family 1 profile domain-containing protein. Lineage: Eukaryota; Metazoa; Nematoda; Chromadorea; Rhabditida; Rhabditidae. Gene Ontology annotation, molecular function: G protein-coupled peptide receptor activity; G protein-coupled receptor activity. The transcript has 7 exons. Gene Ontology annotation, cellular component: membrane. Gene Ontology annotation, biological process: signal transduction; G protein-coupled receptor signaling pathway. The coding region runs from base 52 to 1158 and encodes 368 amino acids. The record is from RefSeq and is marked reviewed.